Messenger RNA from Trypanosoma conorhini, 588 nucleotides. RefSeq lists its product as uncharacterized. Lineage: Eukaryota; Euglenozoa; Kinetoplastea; Trypanosomatida; Trypanosomatidae. The transcript has a single exon. The record is from RefSeq and is a predicted model, not a curated record. The coding region runs from base 1 to 588 and encodes 195 amino acids.
AUGUUUGUCGGUCGUUGGGUUUACAGUAAGGGGCAAACUGUUGGUUCGCUUAGUUUCUCUAGGCUCUUGCAGGGGCGAGUCGGUGGGGAAGCCGAUGCGGUGGCAACCACGUCGUACGGUUGUGUGCUCUUUCUCAAGGACGAUGUUGUAAACUUCUUUGGUGCCGGAGGCGGUGAAACCCCUUCUCUGUCCGUUGAAGAGGAUCUUCUGAACUCGGUUAUGCGGUGGGCAUGCGGAGGGCAGAGUCAGUGCGGCGAGGUCUCCGCAGGUCUUGCACGGGAACUGCCUUCGUCCUUUCCUUGCGCAUCCUCAGGCCCGAGGUCUGUAGUAGAACGGUGCGUCGGAGAUCCAUGUAGCUUUGGUGUCAUUGCAGGGUUUGUUUGCCGCUACCCCCACAAUGAAGGUGAGGCUCAUACCGUUCAUGAUGCUGAAGCUGGUGAUAGGGUUGGUGGCAGUGGCCUGCGCAGGGAGCGUUGUGGGAGUUGCUUGCUAUGGGAGUGGGGGGAGCUGAUCAACUGCACCACCAUCUCGCAGCUCUCGCUCUAUUUGGACUCGCCACUGCCAGUAAAAGAUGUGAAGGAAACGUAA